GCGCCGCGCCGUCCGCUAGUUAUUCGGCCGCCGCAGCACGCAACACACCACACAGACAGUGAUACACUGUGUGUGUCCGUAAUUUACGACGAAACUUUCGUCUACUCCACAACUUUACCGAGUUAUGAGAGCUUAGAUCUUCUUUUCGAAUAAAAAUCCAAAAACCAAAAAUGGAUCUGAAACUUGCGGUCGCGGUCUUGUUUUGUGUCGUGUCGGUUCGCGCUACCACCAACGAAAACUUCUUGAAGAUGUUCGAGGGGCAACAAACCCCCGCCGACCCGUGCUACGACGAAGAUCGACCCCGACGUUGUAUUCCGGAUUUCGUGAACGCUGCCUUCGGUGUUCCGGUGAAGGCUUCUUCGACUUGCGGUACUCACGCUCCGGUGCAUUAUUGUGAAGCCUCCGAACCCGGCGCUACACCGCAAUGCCACAUUUGCGACGACAAACAACCAAAAAGCAGAUUUUCAGCUGCACAUCUAACCGAUUUGAACAACCCGAAUAAUCUGACUUGUUGGAGAAGCGAACCUUUACCACCGGUAACCUCCAUUGACGCUCCUCCGGAUAACGUGACUUUAACCCUAAGUCUUGGGAAGAAAUACGAACUAACAUAUGUAAGCUUGCAAUUUUGUCCUAAUACACCUAAACCUGAUUCGAUCGCGAUAUACAAGAGCAUGGACUACGGGAAAACAUGGCAAGCCUUCCAAUUUUACUCUAGUCAAUGUAAAAGAGUUUAUGGUCGGCCUAAUAGGGCUACCAUAACUAAAGCGAACGAACAAGAAGCUAGAUGCACCGACGCUCAUCGAUAUACCGGAGGAGAUUCCCUAGGUUACGGACAAUCAUCUCGAAUCGCUUUUAGCACGUUAGAAGGAAGACCCAGCGCUUUUGAUUUUGACAAUUCUCCCGUUUUACAAGACUGGGUAACAGCCACGGACAUCAGAGUCAUCUUCAACCGUCUUCACAUGCCUGUAGAGGACAUUUCCGAUAACCUGGACCUUUUGGUCGACGAGAAACUCUUCAGCAAGCAUUUCGAUGAAGAAAACCUGACUAGGGAGCCGUCAGUUCAGCUGGUGAACGAAAUGCAAGCUCCGGACAACGACGCUUCUUCGGUUAACCCUAAAACCACCAUGACUGUGGAUAUGGCUUCGAACGGAAUCCACGGAUACCAUCAGGUGACGCACCAAUACGCCGUGGCAGAUUUCGCUGUGGGAGGACGAUGCAAGUGUAACGGUCACGCGAGUCGGUGCGUGACGGGUCGUGACGGACAAUUGGCCUGCGAGUGUAAACACAACACGGCGGGAAAGGACUGCGAGCGGUGUAAACCCUUCCAUUUCGACAGGCCCUGGGGCAGAGCCACUGCCAAAGACGCGAACGAAUGCAUAGCCUGCGAAUGUAACAACCACGCCCGCAGAUGUCGCUUCAACAUGGAACUGUACAAGCUGUCGGCCAGGACGUCCGGGGGCGUGUGCAUGAAAUGCCGCCACUUCACCGCCGGCAGACACUGUCACUACUGUAAGGAAGGUUAUUACAGGGACUCCACCAAGUCCAUCACUCACCGCAAGGCGUGCAAACCAUGCGAUUGUCAUCCAAUUGGAGCUUCAGGAAAGACAUGCACUCAAGCCACCGGUCAGUGUCCGUGCAAAGAUGGCGUCGUUGGCCUCACGUGCAACAGAUGUGCCAAGGGUUAUCAACAGAGCAGAUCACGAGUUGCUCCAUGUAUAAAAAUACCAAUUGUACAAAUGAUGGCAACUGAAGAAGACGACGAUGGUUACAAUGAAGAAGAUCCAGAUGCGACAUCAUCGGGAGAUCACUGCGGAAAGUGCAAAGCAGCAACAAAAAGAUUAAAUCUGAACAAGUAUUGCAAAAGGGAUUACGCCAUAAUGGCAAGAGUCCUAUCCGAAAUCGAAAACAGCGAAGACGAAUACACCAAAGGAUGGGCCAGGUUCAUGAUCAACGUCGAGACCAUCUACAAAAAGGCACGAGAUUCCAGAAUUAGAAAGGGCACCAUGCAGAUGUUGGUGCCUAUGGCCGACUUGAACUGCAAAUGUCCCAAAAUUAAAUCCAACAGGGCCUAUUUGUUCCUGGGCAGAGAAAAGGACGAUAUUCCCGGUGGCAUAGUGACAGGGAAACUAGGAGUGACUCAGAGGUCGAUCGCUAUCGAGUGGCGCGACGAAUGGGAUCAGAGGAUGCGCAGGUUCAGGCGCAGAGCUCGAAAAUGCAAAUAAGUUAGCAUAAGCGAGGAGCGCAAGAGGAAGUCAUCCGCCAACGGUUUUACUGUGAUUUAAUUUAUAUUUAGUUCUGCUGAUUGAAGUUACACAAAAGCGUUGCUUGCCUUGGUAUGAUUUAGCCAACUAACUUACAAAUUAUAAUGCUGAAAAAAGUAUUCUUUUAAGUAAGUGUACUACACCUUUGACAGGUUUAUUCCUUUAGUUUUCUCUGAAUAUCGCUACUGAAUUAAUAUAUGUGUAUUACGUAAAAAAUCUUUAGGCUGUAGAAAAUGAUUUAGAAAUAAAUAUUAAAAGAAAUUGAUAUUUUAUAUUUGUAGAUUUAUUUUAUACGGUUAUUGUUUUAACUAUUUUGGAUCAAGAAUUAAUACAACAUGAUCAGAAAGUUUAUGGUCUGGUGUGUUUUGAAUGAUGACAGAUAAACAACUCUCGUGAGAAAUUAAACAAAAAUUAUUUUAUCUGUCAUUGUAAAAACUUACUUGAUCAUAAAAUUUUUCAAUCAUACGGGUACAUGAAAUGACAAAAUGGGUAAAAAUAUAUGAAUUACCUACUUUGCAGGCACUCCCAUAAAUAUGUUUAAAUACUUUUUAAAAUUAUAAUUUAUAACGUGUAAGUAUAUAUCAUAAAUAUGUAUGUAAAAUAAUUUACUUUACAAUAUACAGGGUGGUCCGAAC
Sitophilus oryzae (rice weevil) is the source of this 2896-nucleotide messenger RNA. Its product is annotated as netrin-1. The record is from RefSeq and is a predicted model, not a curated record. Gene Ontology annotation, molecular function: protein binding. The coding region runs from base 171 to 2222 and encodes 683 amino acids. Lineage: Eukaryota; Metazoa; Arthropoda; Insecta; Coleoptera; Curculionidae. The transcript is spliced from 7 exons.